GGCUUUCACACAUUGCAGACGAUGUGUGGCUGUGAGCUCCAGGCUGAUGGGAACAAAGGAGGGUUUAUGCAGCAUGGCUACGAUGGGAGGACCUUCAUCACCUUUGACAAGGAGACCCUCACCUGGGUGGCUCCCCAACCCCAGGCCCAGAUCACCCAGAGGAAAUGGGAUGCUGAUCCAGCACAAAAUCAGUACAGUAAGGCCUACCUGGAGAAGGAAUGCAUUGAGUGGCUGGAGAAGUACCUGUCCUACGGGAAGGAGACGCUGCUGAGGACAGAGCCCCCAGAGGUGACCAUGAGCAGCAAGACGGAGGUGGAGGAUGGGAUGGAGACGCAUGUCUGCCGCCUGCAUGGCUUCUACCCCAGGGAGAUCGAUGCCUCCUGGACGAGGGACGGGGAGGUCUGGCUGCAGGACACCCUCCGUGGCUCUGUGGCCCCCAACGCGGAUGGGACCUUCCACGCCUGGCUCAGCAUCCGGAUUGAUCCCAAAGAGAGGGGCCGCUAUCGGUGCCACGUGGAGCAUGAUGGCCUGCAGGAGCCUCUGGACGUGGCCCUGGAGGAACUAAAUCUGGGGCUUAUCAUCGGCUGUGUUGUGGCUGGCCUUGUCUUGGUGUGUGCAAUUGUUGGGAUCUUGGCUUUUAUUUACAUUCUCAAGAGACAUCAAGAUGACCACAAUGCAACACCGAGUGAAUUGUCCUCUUUACAAGUAAUCGCCAACUUAGAGCAGGGACCAGAGGCACCGUCACUUGAGAGGAAGUGAGGAAGGAUCCAGCAGUUCCAGCCAGGUACCAGUGGACACUCCCAGCA
Molecule: messenger RNA, 806 nt
Organism: Protobothrops mucrosquamatus (brown spotted pit viper)
Lineage: Eukaryota; Metazoa; Chordata; Lepidosauria; Squamata; Viperidae
Product: major histocompatibility complex class I-related gene protein
Exons: 6
Coding region: 22-759 (245 amino acids)
Biological process (GO): immune response
Cellular component (GO): external side of plasma membrane
Source: RefSeq, a predicted model, not a curated record